Messenger RNA from Ruditapes philippinarum (Manila clam), 2651 nucleotides. RefSeq names its product clumping factor A-like. Bases 50 to 2632 code for a protein of 860 amino acids. The transcript has a single exon. Lineage: Eukaryota; Metazoa; Mollusca; Bivalvia; Venerida; Veneridae. The record is from RefSeq and is a predicted model, not a curated record.
AAAUUAGCCACUCUAAUGACAAAUGAUACACAACGUUUGAAUAGGCAAGAUGGGACGGCGUAAAGGGUUGAAAGUAAAACUAGAAGAUAAAGAAGAAUUAAAGAAAUAUGUUGAUAAAGUAAAAUAUGAAGAUGUCCGAAAAUCUAAUUCCUUGCUUGGUAAUUUGGCGAAACAAAUGCUUACAAUUAAUGAUAUUACCUCAAGACAAUGCAUAUAUGAUCAGAUAAAGAUAUUGAGACCAGCUCACAUUAGUGGACAAAGCAAAUCAAGUAAAGGCCGUCGUUAUAAAAACCCAUUUUGGUUAAAACGUGGAAGCUAUGAAAUUGGAACGAAACCAAAAAACUCUCAAAAAAUCUUUAAACUUGAAAAAAAUGAAGAAACAAAAAAUGUGACGCAUUCAGGUGAGAAUGAAUAUAAUACCGAGACAGCAAAGGAAAGAAACAUAAAAGCAAAGAGUGUUACUGUAAGCACAAGGGAAAGAAACAGAAAACGUUAUAUUGAUUGUGAAACAACAACAAAUAGAAACAAAAAACACGACUGUAAUGGUGACAUGUCAAGAAACAGACACAUAGAAAGAGAAUGCGAGAUUCAACAGAAUUUCGAUAGAGACGUAAAACGUCAAAGUGAUGCUACAACAAUAAAUGAAAGAGUUAAUCAAUGUGAAAGUGAUAAUGAAACAGAUAGAGGUAGACAGAUAAGAAGUGAACUUAAAGAUGAAAGCGGAAUUAAUAAAAGAUGUAUUGGAAACGUUAUUAAAAAAGACAUAAACAAAGAUCUUUGUUCUGAACCACGAAGAUAUAACAGAAAAUUUGAAAGUAAUACUCUGACCAAAAGAUAUAGAUACAAAACAAGUAAAAAUAGUGCUGCUGCAGCAAUAGAAAGUGACAGAAAAAGAAAACAAGAAAGAAAAAAAGGUAAAUACAAUAAAAAAGAUUCUGACUCUAAAUCAACAAUAGAUGGAGACAAUGAUAUAGACGGUGAUAUUGACACCACAACAGAUAUGGACAGUCAAAGUGAAUGUGGGACUGAAAGAAUAUUAGACAGAUACAGUAAAGGUGGUAGUUUUAUAACAAUUAUAGAUAAAUACAAACAGAGUAAGAAUGUAACAACACAAAAUAUGAACAGACAAAUUGAUAGUGAGAAUGAAACAGAAAAAGGUAAAAACUCACAAAUUGAUAUUAAAAAUGAAACAACAAGAGAAAGAGAAAUGCAAAGUGAUAAUGAUAAUGAAACAACAGCAUUUAUUGACAAACACAGUGGAAGUGAGAAUGAAACAAUAGACAAACGCAGUUAUACUGAUGAUGAAACAAAUAUAGAUAGACAAAAAGAGAGUAAUUAUAAGAAUAAAACAACAGAAGACACGGACGAACAAAAUGGAAGUGAUCAUGUAAAUACAAGAGAUAUUCACAUAAGAAGUAACAGUGAUAAAGCAACGAUAAGAGACAGAAACAGACAAAUUAAUAAUGAAUUAAAAACAAUAAGACAAAAACAAGGAGAAACUGAUUACGAAACAAAUAGAGAUAUGCACGGAGAUAUUGAUAAUGAGAAGAAAACAAAAAGAGAAAGAUAUAGACAAAGUGAUAUUGAUUUUGAUACCAUGCGAGAUAGUGGACGUGAUUGUGAUACUGAGAAUGAAAUCAUAAGAGAUAUACACAGAGAAAGUGACAGUGAUGAUAGAGCAGUAAAGGAAAGGGUCAGACAAAAUUAUAAUGAAGCAACAAAAACACCAACACAAAUUGAUAGUUAUUAUGAAACAAAUAGUGAUAUUGACAGUGCAAUUAUAAGUGCGAAUACCUCAAUAAGUGAAAUAGACAGACAAAGUGAGAAUGAUAAUAUAACUACAAGUGAUAUGGACGGCGAAAGUGACAAUGAUAGUGACACAACAACAGUUAGAAACAGACAAAGUGCUGACGAAAAAACAACAAAUAUGGAUGAAGAAUUUGGUAGUUAUAAUGACAGAAACAUAGAUAUGGACAAAGAAUGUGAAAGUGAUAUUGAAACAGUCAGAGUAAGAAACAGACAAAGAGCUAAUGAAACAACAACAGAAAAACUCAGACAAAUAAAUAGUGAUAAUAAAACAAAUAUGGAUAUGGAAAAAGAAAUUGAUUCUGAGAUUACUUUAACAAGUUCUAGCAACAUAAAAGGUGAUAGUAAUAAUGAAAGAAAAAGACAUAUGAACAGAAAAUAUGCUAGGUAUAAUGAAAGAAAAAGGGAUAUGGACAUAGAACGUGAUGAUAACAGAACAAUAAGAAAUGGAAACCGACAAAGUGCCUAUAAAACAACAACAAAAAGACACAAAGAAAAUGAAAGUGAUAUUGAAACAAAAAGAGACAAGCAAAGUGGUAACGAAUCAUCAACUGAUGGACACAGGCAAAGUGAAAGUGAUAAGGAAACAACAAGACGAAGACUAAGUGAUAGUGAUAGUGAUACAGAAGUAACAAGAGAUGUAGACAGGCAGGGUAAAUAUGAUAAUAGAACAAGGCAAGGAGACAAAAACAAUAAGAGUGAUAUAGAACUUGGAGAAACAGAUAUUAAAACUGAAAGUGAUACUGACAAAACAAGAGAUAGAGACAGGGACAGUGGUGCUGAAAGAGACAAAAAAAAAAGAAAAAGUCGGGUCUUUUUCUUUUGAAAUUCUAUACAAACAAUGG